Molecule: messenger RNA, 1038 nt
Organism: Vigna umbellata (rice bean)
Lineage: Eukaryota; Viridiplantae; Streptophyta; Magnoliopsida; Fabales; Fabaceae
Product: auxin-responsive protein IAA20-like
Biological process (GO): regulation of DNA-templated transcription
Cellular component (GO): nucleus
Source: RefSeq, a predicted model, not a curated record
GGAAGUGGCUCUGCUGCAGAGGAAGUCUUGAUUCUACGAAUAGGACCAUCCUCUCUUUCUUCUUCGUUUAUUUAAGCCGUUAAGGUGGCGGCUUGGUAUGUCAUCAUCAUCAUAGUCUUGCUACUUCCUUUAUACCACAAUGGGAAAACACUCUAAUUCUUCUUCCUCUUCCAUCAGCAGUAGCAGCAACCACCACCACCUUCUCAUUUCCACUGCAUCCUCUCUCACACAAGAGCUUCCCACUGAUCUUAGUCUUGGACUCAGCAUUUCCGCCGCUCACCAUGGUGGUUCUUCUAUUUCAAGGGGGCAUUGGCAACAACCACAGCACCCUCUUGUGAACAUUUCGCAAGCGGCUGAAGCUAAUGAUUGCAACGACCAUAGCAGCUUCUUUGUGAAGGUCUACAUGGAAGGCAUUCCAAUAGGAAGGAAACUCAAUAUACUUGCUCAUGGAAGCUAUUAUGAGUUAGUGAAGAGUCUUGAACACAUGUUCGACACUACCAUUCUUUGGGGGACAGAGAUGAAUGGAGUGCAACCCGAGAGAUGCCAUGUACUAACAUACGAAGAUGAAGAAGGGGAUUUGGUCAUGGUUGGAGAUGUUCCUUGGGAGAUGUUCUUAUCCACAGUAAAGAGAUUGAAGAUCACGAGGGUAGACACAUUCGGGUGUUAAGUGUGCAGACACUUGCGGAGAUUUCCAAUUUUGUCCUCUAGAGUGAGACUCUACUGUGGUGGCUGAUCAGAAACUUUAGAAAAUCUUACUUUAAUUAGCGAAGCAUGCACAGAUAGAUGUAUAUGCAUAGCUCACUCUGCUCUUUCUUGGAAGAUAAUGGAAAAGAAUAGUGUUGUACAUUCUAAUCCCUUCCGGGCUACUACUUUUGUUUCCUUUCUACAACUCAAUUUCUAAUUCACCAUUAGCAUUUUCCCUCAAUUUUCAAGACAGACGCCAAAUGAAAGAAAAAUAGUAAUAUUAAUAUGUUGGGUAAAUGAAACUAUGCUCUAUGCCAGAGUCUUUCUGGUUUUUGACUGCAAACAGAGUAAUGU